Anarrhichthys ocellatus (wolf-eel) is the source of this 1984-nucleotide messenger RNA. Its product is annotated as suppressor of cytokine signaling 7-like. The record is from RefSeq and is a predicted model, not a curated record. NCBI's taxonomy places the organism in Eukaryota, Metazoa, Chordata, Actinopteri, Perciformes, Anarhichadidae. Gene Ontology annotation, cellular component: phosphatidylinositol 3-kinase complex. Bases 522 to 1001 code for a protein of 159 amino acids. Gene Ontology annotation, molecular function: 1-phosphatidylinositol-3-kinase regulator activity. Gene Ontology annotation, biological process: phosphatidylinositol phosphate biosynthetic process; intracellular signal transduction. The transcript is spliced from 6 exons.
CGGUGCUUUUGAAAACUUUUGGAGAAACCAGAGUGGAUCUACAACUCAACGAACACGUUCGCAGGGAAACAGCUCCACAACCGCGCCGGCGGAGGUCUGCGCGCCGGCGGAGGUCUGCGCCCCGGCGGAGGUGGGAUCCCGGCCCCGCUACGAACCGGCCGUCGCAGACCAGCGAAAUACAACUGGGGAGGCUCGACUGACAUCACUGGCGUCCAUGAAUGGAGAAGGACUUCUUACUGGAACUGAAACGAUGUACCGUACAACCGUGGGAUUGAACUCUUUAAGAAAGAAAGGAGGAUGGAGUUUGUCUUUAAGUGAACAGCACUUGCGUCCCGUCAUGCACGGAUUCAUGUAUCUGGACCAUAGCUGUUCAACUGUAGCAGGACAGCACAGGAGGCCCAGGCAUAGAAUGCACGGCCCGCCACUGCAAUGAGCACUACAGAGGGACCUUCAGUCUGUGGUGUCAUCCUAAGUUUGAGGACCGCUGUCACUCCGUGGUGGAGUUCAUAGAAAGAGCCAUCAUGCACUCUAAGAACGGGAAGUUCCUCUACUUCCUGCGCUCCAGAGUCCCUGGUCUACCCCCGACCCCGGUCCAGCUCCUGUACCCGGUCUCCAGGUUCAGCAGCGUUAAAACUCUGCAGCAUCUCUGUCGCUUCUGCAUCAGACAGCUGGUCCGGAUCGACCACAUCCAGGAGCUGCCUCUGCCCACGCCUCUGAUUUCCUACCUGAAGAAGUUUUAUUACUACGACCCCGAAGAGGAGAUCAGCCCGUCGCUGAAGGAGAGAGGACCGGAGCCCCGGAUGCGGCCGGUCCAGCAGGGGGUCCAGCCAGUCCAGCAGGGGGUCCAGCCAGUCCAGCAGGGGGUCCAACCGGUCCAGCAGGGGAUCCAGCCAGUCCAUCAGCGGGUCCAGCCGGUCCCGCAGGUCCAGCCGAUUCAGCCCGUCCAGCAGGAGGUCCAGUCAGUCCUGCCAGUCCAGCAGGGGAUCCAGUCUCAAACGUAGCAUUGGAGCCUCAGAGAACCAAUUCUCUUCUUAGUUUUUACAUUGGAAACGAUCAGCUGACUGGAGGACUCGCAGCCAAUCAGCUGCCUUCGCUCGGCCCCGUAUCCGGGCGGGUUUCAGAUGCUCUGGCCUCCUCUAGUGGAGUGUCUACACGGAGGGACAGGUGGACGCAAGAGACUCCGCCUCUCUGAUGAUGUCAUCACCGAGCAGCCGGACUAACGAUGACAUCGCUGUUGGCAAAGCCGAGCUCAUUGUUGACGAAACGUUCCGUCGACCUUUAGGAUCCAAAACACGGAAGUUCAUCUUUAAAAUCAUCUCGACUUCACCGGAGCUUUCAACCACCAUGAGGAUCUUCUUCAUCGUGUUUCAUGCUGCUGAGGACGUGUUCUACUCUUUAGAAUGUUUAUCUUUCUCUCGUCAAACACACCAGACUCCAUCCAUAAAAACAGUGACUUAAGCUCUCAGGUUAGCAACAUGCUAACGCUAGUCCGUCACAGCGGCUCCUCUGAAACCCGUUCGCGUUCAGUCCUCAGGAUCUAUUCUUUCAGGUAGCAUGCUAGUUAGCUCAGUGGCUAACGGCAUACGUCCUCCUGACUGAGAGUUUAGAGUUCGUUAUGAGCUACGCUAGCUUCCUUCUCUUUGGACCAAUCAGAGGUCGGCUCUGUCAUGGACGGCUCUUCAUUGGUCUGCAACACAAAUUCAGCGUGAGCUCGUUAAGGGGGUGAAGCUUGAACCUUGAGGUGUGAUUGUUUUGUGAUGAACAGAGACCGGACGAGUCCCGAUGAAGACGUUCAUUUAAAGUUCCUCUUCUUCAUCUUCAACAGUUUACAUCAUUUUCAGACAAACAUUUCUGAACUGAUCUCUGAUUUCUUGUUACUGGAACAAGCUGGACUGGACUUCUAUUGAUUCACACACUGGUAGAUGAAAUGUGGCAAAAUGAUGUCAUCACCUGUUAAUAAACAGAGUGGGAGGGGCUUAAGGUC